Messenger RNA from Penicillium atrosanguineum, 1308 nucleotides. Its product is annotated as putative oxalate/formate antiporter. Gene Ontology annotation, biological process: transmembrane transport. The transcript is spliced from 3 exons. Lineage: Eukaryota; Fungi; Ascomycota; Eurotiomycetes; Eurotiales; Aspergillaceae. Gene Ontology annotation, cellular component: fungal-type vacuole membrane. Gene Ontology annotation, molecular function: transmembrane transporter activity. Bases 1 to 1308 code for a protein of 435 amino acids. The record is from RefSeq and is a predicted model, not a curated record.
AUGCCAAUUACUUCAGCAUGCGAGCAGAGCGAACCCAAAUAUGAAACGUACGAAAUCUCAUCAUCACCACAACCCCCACCUCCCGACGAGGAAGAAGAUGUCGGCCAUCCCGAAGGAGGGUGGAAAGCCUGGUCCGUCGUCCUUGGAGCAUGGUGUGCGAUGAUCCCAGCAAUGGGGCUCCUGAAUACCCUCGGAGUAUUGCAUGCAUGGAUUAGCACGCAUCAAUUGCAGAACUAUUCCGAAUCGAGCAUUGGGUGGAUUUUUGGCGCUUAUGGCUUUUUUCUUUACUUGGCAGGGGCUCAAGCUGGGCCCGUCUUUGAUACCUAUGGUUCUAAUCAUGUCGUCAUUCCUGGAUCCAUUGGGAUCGUUGCUUCAUUGGUUUGCUUGAGUUUUAGUGAAGAAUAUUACCAGAUAUUCUUGUCUUUUAGUGUGCUAGGUGGCCUUUCCGCUUGCACGUUAUUCACACCAUCAAUCUCUGCAGUUGGUCACUGGUUCAAUGUCCGUCGAGGAUAUGCUACAGGUAUUGCCUGUACAGCCGGAGGAAUCGGAGGAGUCGUUUUCUCUCUGAUCAUUCUCUUCGCCGCGCCCAAGAUCGGGUUCUCUUGGGCCAUACGCGUCAUUGCACUUCUCUCCGCAGUGAUGUGUACAGCAGCCUGCAUGCUUCUCAAGACCAGAGUCCCCGGUAAUAUCAAAGCGGGAGCAUCUAUCGAUUUUCGAGCCCUCAAGGACCCCAACUACGCCUUUACAACAGUCGCGGUCUUCCUAGUCGAAUUCGCGGUGUUCAUUCCUUACACCUACAUUGCGUCUUACGCUGUAGAUUCCGGUGUGGGGGAUAGGCUCUCCUACCUCUUGAUCGUAUUCCUGAACCUCGGCGCCAUCCCAGGCCGCUUCCUGCCUGGCCUGAUAGCAGACAGAAUCGGGCGGUUCAACGUGAUGGUCUUGACAUCAUUUAUCUGCACCAUUCUGACUCUAGCGCUCUGGCUUAGAGCCGGUGAUAACCUGGCUGCGAUCAUUUGCUACGCUGUGUUCUUUGGAUUCUGGAGUGGAGCUGCCAUCAGUUUGACGCCAGUGUGCAUUUCUCAGGUCUGUACCACUGGUGACAUUGGGAAGAGAAUGGGGACCACUUAUACGAUCAGCAGUAUUGGAACCCUUACGGGGAUCCCGAUUGCAGGGGCAAUUCAGCAGCGAGAUCGAGGAGGGUAUAAUGGGUUGAUUAUCUUCGGCGGAGUCCUUUAUCUUGUUGCGGCUAUUGCGUUUGUGUUGGCCAGGGGGGUUUGUCGAGGGUGGUCUUUGAAAACCAAGUUUUAG